This is a messenger RNA of Struthio camelus australis, 939 nucleotides long. Its product is annotated as olfactory receptor 2D2-like. Gene Ontology annotation, biological process: G protein-coupled receptor signaling pathway; detection of chemical stimulus involved in sensory perception of smell. The record is from RefSeq and is a predicted model, not a curated record. NCBI's taxonomy places the organism in Eukaryota, Metazoa, Chordata, Aves, Struthioniformes, Struthionidae. Gene Ontology annotation, molecular function: olfactory receptor activity; G protein-coupled receptor activity. Gene Ontology annotation, cellular component: plasma membrane.
AUGGCCGAGGAAAACCAAAGCACAGUGACAGAAUUCAUCUUUCAAGGCCUUUCCAGCCAACCAAGGACACAGGCUGUUCUUUUCAUAGUGUUCCUGGGUUUUUUUCUGUUCACAGUGGUUGGGAAUAUCAUGAUCAUUAUAGUGAUCAGAGCCAAUCACCAGCUGCAGAAACCCAUGUACUUUUUCCUUGCCAACCUAUCCUUCUUAGACAUCUGCUAUGUCUCCACCAACAUCCCCCAGAUGCUGGUGAACCUCUUGACCAAGAGGACUAUCUCUUUCCAUGGCUGUGCUGCUCAGAUGUAUUUCUCCCUGGCUUUUGGCAUGGCAGAGUGUGUCUUGCUCGCAGUCAUGGCCUAUGACCGGUAUGUGGCGAUAUGUCACCCCUUGCAAUACGCGGCCGUCAUGAGCAAGAAGCUUUGCUCUCACAUGGUUGCGGCUUCCUGGAUCAGCAGCCUGCUGAGCUCAAUGGUCAUCAACAGCCUCACCUUCAGGCUGCCCUUCUGCGGGCCCGACACCCUGAACCAUUACUUCUGCGAAGUGCCAGCCGUGCUGGCUUUGGCCUGUGCCGACAUCGCCCUCACGGAGAUGGUGGUCUUCGCCUUCAGCAUCCUCAUCGUCUUCAUCCCCUUUCUCCUGAUCAUCACCUCAUACGGCCGAAUUCUUUUGACCAUUUUGCAGAUUCAGUCUGCCCAUGGGCAGUCCAAAGCCUUCUCCACCUGUGGAUCCCACCUGAUGGUGGUAACCAUAUUCUACGGGACAGCCAUCUGCAUGUACAUGAAUCCUAAGUCAAGGUCCCCACGGGACACGGACAAAGUGGUGGCGGUGUUUUACACCAUUGUGGCCCCCAUGCUGAACCCCCUGAUCUACAGCCUCAGGAACAAGGACAUUAAGUGUGCCUUGAGAAGGGCAGUCAGUAGACCCAAAUCCCUGUUUAUCUGA